UAUUAGUUUAAACACUAUUUAACUGUAAUGCAGUGUAACAGACCAACAACUGACAUUUAAUCUGUAUCCCAAAAUUGCCAUACCCAACAUCCCAGUAUCUUGUCAAACAUCAUACUUGUAUUAUUGCAGUGUUGUACUAAUAUUACAUGAACAUAGUUGCCAUUGCUGAGAAAUAUUAAACUUUCAGCAAGUGAUGUGCUCUGUAUGCCUCUGUGUUGCAACAGAAGAAAUGUCAGUCACUGAGGACUUUCCGGACAUGAAUGGAGUAGAUUUUUUAGGGCUGCUGUUCCAUGAUGGACAAGACGGAUCUGCUGAGCCCCUCUUUCCUGACGAGAACGGGCUCAUCGAAUCCUGGCUGUCUGAACAAGAUAUGCUCACAGGUAUGGAUACUGAAGACUUUCUGUCCAGCUUGUUAGAGGAAGAGGACAACAUGGGGGCUAUCUGUCCCUCUCAUUCUCCUUUGGGCAGUGACAGUGGCAUUUCUGAUGACAGCAGCACUGGGGUUGGAAACAGCAAUCUUCAGGGAUGCCAGAGUCCCCGUGGCAGUGAAAGCGAUACUUUGCCCAGCCCCAGUUAUUCUCAACCCAGCCCGGUGGAGUCGGACCCUGCCCUGGCCUCUGGAGAGUUGCACACAGAGAGCCUGGAAGCCUUGACAGUGCAUGCAGAUCACAGCUACUCUCUGCUGCAGAGUGAAGGAGACAUGGAUAUCCUGCAGAGUGUGAGGGCAGAGAAGCCAGAUACAGAUGUUUUCAUUGAUCUUGAAGACCUGGUGAGUGAGGCAAUGGAGGAAGACAUCAUCAGCGAGCUGCCUUGCACUUUGGCCAUAGAGGACUCAACACAGGAGUCAGCACAACUCGGCACAACAGACGAGUUUCAGUUUAAAGAGAUUGUGCUAAAUGAGGAGGAGAAGCGGCUUUUGGCGAAAGAGGGAGUAACCAUUCCAACACACAUGCCUCUCACAAAGGCAGAGGAGAGGACCUUGAAGCGGAUCAGGAGGAAGAUACGCAACAAACAGUCUGCUCAGGAAAGCCGCAAGAAGAAGAAGGUGUAUGUUGAUGGACUGGAAAACAGGGUUGCCGUCUGUACUGCACACAACCUGGAACUACAGAAGAAAGUCCAUAUGCUUCAGAAGCAGAACAUGUCCUUGAUAGAGCAGCUGAGAAAACUACAGUCUAUUGUGAAGAUGUCAACUAUGAAGGCCAGUGCAACCAGCACUUGUGUUAUGGUGUUCCUGCUCUCUUUCUGUCUCAUCAUCUUCCCAUCAGUCAAUCCAUUUGGAAGAAACACAGAGGAGAAGGAACUCUACACACCCUCACCGGGUAAGUUAUCUCAAAUAAAAAAACAGUGUUGCAUUGUUACUCAACCUUUCUUGCCAU
Monopterus albus (swamp eel) is the source of this 1376-nucleotide messenger RNA. Its product is annotated as cyclic AMP-responsive element-binding protein 3-like protein 3. Gene Ontology annotation, biological process: regulation of transcription by RNA polymerase II. Lineage: Eukaryota; Metazoa; Chordata; Actinopteri; Synbranchiformes; Synbranchidae. The record is from RefSeq and is a predicted model, not a curated record. Gene Ontology annotation, molecular function: RNA polymerase II cis-regulatory region sequence-specific DNA binding; DNA-binding transcription factor activity, RNA polymerase II-specific. The annotation marks the transcript as partial. The transcript has 8 exons. Gene Ontology annotation, cellular component: nucleus.